GCAGCACCUACAGCUACAGAACCCCCCAUCGCUGUGACUCCAACAGCUCCCGGGCGGACGCGGACUAGCCCCUCUACAGAAACCUCCACCUCCACCACCGCCGUUGGCCAUGGCCUCGUCCCUCAGUUUGUCGCUCCGUCAUCCUACCUCCGACCAAGGACUUCCAACCGGAGCGCAAUGGCGCCCACCGAGCCCAAGCCCCCGAGUCCGCUGGACAGAGACCAGUUGCAGGGUCUGAAUGCUAUUCGUGAUUUCCUCAAGGUCCGCACUAGCUACGAUGUCUUGCCUCUCUCGUUCCGCCUCAUCGUCCUCGAUACGGACCUACGCAUCAAGAAGAGUAUCGGCAUCCUGACCCAGAACUCUAUCGUAUCAGCUCCCCUAUGGGACUCCAAGAUCUCCCGUUUCGCCGGUAUCCUUACGAGCACCGAUUUUAUCAAUCUGAUUCAAUACUACUGCCAGUUUCCCGACGAGAUUAGCAAGCUCGAUCAGUUCCGCUUGAGCAGUCUGCGAGACAUUGAAAAGGCCAUCGGCGCAAUCCCUAUCGAGACCGUAUCGGUCCAUCCCUCGAAGCCACUGUUCGAAGCAUGCCGUCGCAUGCUCAAGACGCGCGCCCGGCGUAUUCCCCUCAUAGACGUCGACAGCGAGACGGGUAAGGAGAUGGUUGUCUCGGUCAUUACGCAGUACCGUAUCCUCAAGUUCAUUGCCGUCAACAACGAGCACAAUACGGUCUUGCUGAAGAAGACGGUUCGCGAUAUCGGUCUGGGCACCUAUGGAGGAAGCAUUGUCACUGCCCGCAUGAGCAGCUCUGUGCUCCAAGUUGUCCACCUUAUGGUUGACCGCAACAUCAGCUGCGUCCCCAUUGUUGAUGCGGAAAACCGGGUGCUCAACGUAUUCGAGGCGGUUGAUGUUAUCCCUUGUGUCAAGGGCAGCAACUAUGACGACCUGGACGGCUCAGUGGGCGAGGCGCUAUGCAAGAGGUCGGACGACAGCCCUGGCAUCUACACGUGCAACGAGCAGGACCGGCUAGACUCGAUCUUUGACACGAUCCGCAAGAGCAGAGUGCACCGUCUGAUCGUGGUGGACGACGACAACAAGCUCAAGGGUAUCAUCUCUCUGUCGGACAUUCUCAAGUAUGUGUUGCUGUACGGGGUGGAGGAC
Molecule: messenger RNA, 1158 nt
Organism: Fusarium vanettenii 77-13-4
Lineage: Eukaryota; Fungi; Ascomycota; Sordariomycetes; Hypocreales; Nectriaceae
Exons: 4
Source: RefSeq, a predicted model, not a curated record